Molecule: messenger RNA, 5139 nt
Organism: Pararge aegeria (speckled wood butterfly)
Lineage: Eukaryota; Metazoa; Arthropoda; Insecta; Lepidoptera; Nymphalidae
Gene: ken
Product: transcription factor Ken
Exons: 5
Coding region: 336-2117 (593 amino acids)
Biological process (GO): regulation of transcription by RNA polymerase II
Cellular component (GO): nucleus
Molecular function (GO): protein binding; RNA polymerase II cis-regulatory region sequence-specific DNA binding; DNA-binding transcription factor activity
Source: RefSeq, a predicted model, not a curated record
GCCGUCCGCUGGCGUUUGAAGUCGGAGGCUCCGAGCGUUUCGUUAUAUAGGUGUCGAGCGAUGCGCGCGGCGCGCAGUUACUGUACUGUGUCACUGGAGUCCGCGCGAGAGGUGGUCUGCAAGGACUGUACCGCGCCGCCAACCUUUUUUUCUGUGCGUGCGAUGUUUUCACUUUCGUCAUUUUGACCGGGCCAGUUCGAUUUGACGUCGCUCGCGCACGGACGUGCCUAGGACCGGACGUUGUGAUUAUCCUGUGAUCGCUCGCGCUGGUGCUUUGGAUUGUUUUUGUUUAUAAAUUAUUUUUGUGAAAGCAAUGGCUGUGAUGCAGUGCUAAUAUGUUUGAUAGCAACGUCCUUUUGAAUUUCUACAAUGAGAUUGCGAAUAGAAGUGCACUACAGUUGGCAAGUGCUGGAAUGAUGGGCGAGGGCCUGCUGACGCUCACAUACGGCAAGCACCACGCCUGCAUCCUGAACGAGGUGGGGGCGGCGUGGCGCGGCGCUCGCUACUCCGACCUGGUGUUGGUAUGCGAGGACGCCGUGCCCCUCGCUGCGCACCGCAUCGUUAUGGCUGCUGCUAGCCCUUUAAUCAGGAAAAUCCUUGACGAUACACCAUCAAUUGAAUAUCCAGUCACAAUCCACAUGUCCGGUAUUAGCAGCACUCUCAUGAGACAUCUUCUUGUAUUCCUAUACAGCGGCCAAGCGUAUAUCGAGUCUGGAGAAAUUGAUGACAUGCAAGAACUGUUUGAAUUACUAGAAAUAAAAUCAGACGUAUGGAAAUCAACGAAAGAAAGACAACAGGCAGAAGAAAGAAACAGAUCUUGCGACCGUUUAAAAAACAAGAAUCUUAAAACAGACAUCAACAGUAAUGAAAGUAGUAAACACGAUGCACCGUCAGGAUCAUCACAUUCAGAAAGCGAAAGAAUAACACCUGGAGCAGGCUAUAGUAAAGACAAGGAGCGAUUAGAUUCCGAAUCACUAAGCAUAAAGAAGGAAAACAUGUCAACAAGCAGUAAUGAUGAAAGAGAAGAUGAUGAUGCUGAAGGUGAAAAAAGGGACAAAGCAUGUGGACGACUUUCAUCGCGCAGACGGAGUUCAUCGAAUCCUGUUAAUUUAUCAGUAGCCAGAAAUUCAGAAAACACCAGUAGUGAACAUGACGACUCACAGGAUUUAGAUGUCGAAACAGUAGCUGCUAAGAAUGUUGAAAGAAGACGAUCAACAUCUUCAAGCCAAGAGGAUCAACCACAAGAAACGGUUUACAGAAGACAAUUACUAAGCGACCGAUUAGGAAGAGGAAUUGAAAGAAUAAAAAGGAAAUCCCACUAUCUGGAACCCCCUGAACUUGAUUUAAGGACUGUUAAAUUUGAAGAUUAUGGACAUUUAAAACCACCCGAUAAUGAACUAAUGGCUCUCGUUCAAACUUCUCCUGAAAAUUAUGUCGUAACGCCUCACAGAAAAAGAAGACCUGGCUUUCACAAUUCCCCAUCACAGAAUCCUCCAUUUGUAUCAUUUCCUCCAAGUUACUUAGAAGAGAUGGCGCAUUUGCGGUACGCACAAGGACCAGGUGUAGCAGCUGGAGUAGCUCGGCUUGGUGCAUUACAUCAGUUGAGCGCAUCAGCUCCACCAUAUUUACCUGAAAGAAGUGCCACACCUCCUGCUACGGCCCACGACGAUGCUCUCAAAUACCGGCCUCCAAGUGCGGGUUCUUGGGGACCUUGGCUAUGUCAACCAACAAUGGGCGGAGACGAUACGCCAUCAACAGACCAUGAGCAGGGUUCUAGUAAACAAGCACCGGUCCGGGAGUAUCGCUGUGAAUACUGCGGAAAACAAUUUGGUAUGUCAUGGAAUCUCAAGACACAUCUUCGAGUUCACACAGGAGAAAAACCAUUCGCGUGUCGACUCUGUGUCGCUAUGUUCAAACAAAAAGCGCACCUGCUAAAACAUUUGUGUUCAGUACAUCGGAACGUCAUAUCGUCUAGCGAAAACGAUGGGCGAACUAAUACACCUGGAAGAUUCAACUGUUGUUUCUGUCAGUUAACAUUUGAAGCGUUACCUGAACUCAUCCGACAUCUUUCAGGACCGCACAAUAGUCUCCUUCUCAGUAAAAAUUUGCACGAAUGACGCCUGCUUUCGUGACGCGAAUUAGCGCGUUUUAUUGGACUUUGAAACUUCUCUCAUUUGGAGAGCUCAAUUGUGAUAUGUGUUUUAAAAGGUUUUAUUUGAUAAGUGUUAGUUGUAAUAAGUUCAUUAUCGCAGAGCGAUACUCAUAGUAAGGCAUCCGCAGAAAAAGGUUACCGCGGGUGUGAUAUAAAUUCGUAAUUUAAAAAUCACAUGCCGAAUGGGUCCAAAUAUUUAUAAUUUGUUUAAAAAUUAUAAUCCGGGACCAAUUCCUUCCGAGAUAGUAUUUAUUUGAAAAUGUAUUUCAUUAGCGUAAAUAUUAUUUAAAAGCCACCGACACAUUAAUUCCUUAAGCAUAGAAAGUAGAUGCGAUUGUCUAAGAAAAGUUGCGAAGUUUGUACAGCCUUUUACUAAAGGAACGUCACAUGAACUACCUCCUAAUUUAAAUCAGUGUUUGAUGAAACUACCGGUGACGCGGUUUUGUAGUAUUGACUCUAUACUUCUUACCAUUGCACAAAAGUAUACAGUCAAUAUCUCUAGUCAGAAUUGGAACUUAGAAUUUAUACAAAUCACUGAGUUGUUCAUUCACAAUGUACAAUCACAAAUUAAAUCAAAUUAUCUGAAACUGUACAAUAUUACAUUUUUUAGUGUUGCUACUCAUCGGUGUUUUACCAUAUUCAUUGUCUUGAAGUGUAUUGUCUUGUAUCACAAAUACAUUAUCAUCUGCUUCUGUUUACUUGUUAAAUGUAUUAAAACUGAAACGUUUGACUUAGUUCCAAUAUUUAACCUGACUUUAACGUUUCGCAGCUUUUCGGACAUUUAAAAUCUCAUUAUUAGUUUUUAUUACUUACGUAACUUCUAAAGUUAGAAAGAAUGUGUUCGUAAUAUUAAAUUUGACUAUGCCUUCAUAUUGUUUGUGCCGAUUUAUUUUCAAAGUGGAUGAACACCAAAGAUUUGUAAAGCAUUGAUAUUGUUUUGGUGUAAUACAAUUAAGAGAAAUUAUAGGGACCUGAAAAGAUUUCGAUAUUAAACUUAACGUAUGUAGGUACCAAUUUAAUAAUCUCACGACUGUAAUUAAUAAAAUUUCUUAAUAUAAUUUUCUCUUCUACCAUACACUUUCGUAAUUCCACUAAGAGCUGUUAUAUGAGCUUAAAUACUAUUUUUUGAAUAUUUAUACCUAUCUUAGUAUUAAUUCAAUGUCAACUCGACAUUAUGUUCAAAGUAAAAUGUUUUUAUCGUCUUAUCUACUUUAAGCUUUGUUUAAAUCUUGCAAGCUUUCUUUAGAGCACACUAGAAUUGUGGCCAGUUAUUUUUAAACUCAUAUCUAGUUAAACUUUAUGGUUGGACUGUUUUCUUACAAUAAUAUCUAUUAUUACUGUUUCUUUUAUGUUCUUGCAAUGUUAAAACCGAAAACCAAAAGUGAUUCGCUGCUUUAAUUUAAAACCAAAAGCUGUAAUUGUCUUAUGUUUUGGUGAAGGUUCGAGUUUGAAUUCGUAAUUUUUAUUACGUUAUGAAGCAAUAAAUAAUUAGUAUCUAAAUAUCGCUAUCGUAAUACUCAUUUUCUACAAAAGUAAUGUACAAUUUUGUUAUUGUCAAUUUUAUUUAGUUUCGGGCAAUGUUUGCAAAAAGUCUUUGUACUUCAAUAAAACUUAAGUUACCAGAAAAUUGUUCAAAACUUAGAAUAAUUGACAGAGUUGUCGAAUCGCUUUAACGAUUUCCUUUUAAACGUUACCUAUCGUUAUACCUGAUAUUUUUAUAUUACGUGUUUGUUUGUUUUUACGUAUUUUUUUAAUUGGGGAACAACUUAAUCUUAAGCAUUGUGAUUUUGAUUGGUUAGAUUAUGUAUGUGAUAAAUGUUUGUUUUUAUUGUGUAGCAUUGAGAACGCUGUCUUCCAUUGCGUUUUCCAUAUUUUUAAACUUAUUUGUAAAUAGCUAGCUAUAAGUGGUGCAUGACAAAAUCGUCCAUAUUACCAAUCGCUGCCGUUGAUACGUAAAACGUCUACUCGAACAAACUUUCUAUAUUUUUUACUCUCUUUAAAUACAUUCAUAGAAAUAAGAUUGUUGUGACAUUCUUAUUGUGUGGACGUGCCGAUGAUGCCUUAACAAUGCAAUUUUUACAUAAUUAACAUAUUUGUAUCAGUCAAAUGCUUCUCUUAUAUUAUAAAAAAGUACACAUGUAUUUUUAAUGCCAUCUUUAUUUUAUAAAUAACGUAUAAUGAAAAAUGUAAAAAAGGCCUACUUUCUUAAAAUUUUUACUAACCAGGUUGGAAAAAAAAAGUAUGCUUUGUAUUGGUCCCUGCACCCUAAAUCACCUGCAACCACAAAUUCGUAACACAAAGUUGUUUUAAUAAAAAUUUUGCAUUAAAAAAUAAUUUUGAAAUUCACAACGUAAUAUAAAGGAAGCACUUGACAUUUUACAUUUACAAUCAUAAAUAUUCUGUAUAAAAUGUAUACUUUGUUAGAAUUUUAGAGCGUCCACUGUUUUUUACGUUCUAAUAACGAACGGUUUUACGAACGAAUUGAGUUCGAAUGUCGAACGCCUAUAUAAUAGAUAUUAGUUUGAUCAAGGCUACAAUAAAACGUAUACAACAUAGAGGAAGCUCUAAAGUUAUAGGGAUACAUACUACUUAUUGUAUCAAAAUCGUGUGAGUUAGUAAUACCAAUUAUAUUUUUUCUACGUCAAGCGUUCUUCAGGGUCUGUAUUCUUUACCAUACCUUUGCUACAUUUUUUUUUUACCCUACUACACCGGAGUAAAAUUAGUUUGUGUCUGCAUCUGAUAUUAAUAAAUGAGGUGUCGAUAGAUUUGUGUCCGUUUUAGAAUCAAUAUUGGUGUUCUCACGAUGGCAUUAUAAUUGUCACUGAAAAUAAUUUAAAUACAUGAUGUGCACAUAUUAUGAUUGAAUAGGUACAUCUUAAAAGUAAAGUGACGUUACUUUGCUUUUAGUUGUGGUUGCAUUAAGCUACGAAAUAUAGUGUAUACACAUAUAUAUAUAUAUAGUGUAUACACAUAUAUAUAUAUAUAUA